This is a messenger RNA of Amborella trichopoda, 1485 nucleotides long. RefSeq names its product oxophytodienoate-reductase 3 (gene OPR3). Gene Ontology annotation, cellular component: peroxisome. Gene Ontology annotation, biological process: oxylipin biosynthetic process; jasmonic acid biosynthetic process. Lineage: Eukaryota; Viridiplantae; Streptophyta; Magnoliopsida; Amborellales; Amborellaceae. The record is from RefSeq and is a predicted model, not a curated record. Gene Ontology annotation, molecular function: 12-oxophytodienoate reductase activity; FMN binding.
CACACAGCUUUUGGGAAAGUUUGGCGGAGUGGCCUUGUUUCCAUUGGACAAUUCUCCAUACAAAACAUGUGCUCACUUUUUUAAGGUGAAAUGAUUGUUUUGCCCUUCAAUUGACCAUCGCUGUAUAGGUCUUGGCCUUCUCCGUGGACAAAACGAUCAAAUUGGUCCAGAGCUUGAGCAUCACAGCAAUGGCGGAUGGCGCAGAGGAGUUGGGUCUUUUUGCCCCUUACACCAUGGGCAAGUUCAAGCUUUCACACAGAAUUGUUCUAGCCCCCAUGACAAGAUGCAGGGCCAUAAAUGGAAUUCCACAGCCCGCAAAUGUGGAGUAUUACUCCCAAAGGACUACGCCUGGUGGAUUCCUCAUCACAGAAGGCACCAUCACCUCUCCUAGGGCAGCUGGUUUCCCACAUGUCCCUGGGAUUUACGCAGAGGAGCAAAUCACUUCAUGGAGGAAGGUUGUGGAUGCAGUGCAUGCUAAGGGGGGCAUUAUCUUUUGUCAACUAUGGCAUGUAGGAAGAGCUUCAAAUGAAGUGUACCAGCCCCAUGGUGCAAGUCCAAUUUCUUCAACAAACAAAGCCAUCUCCAAUAGAUGGAGAAUACUGCUACCGGAUGGAACUUAUGGAGACUAUUCCAAGCCUGUACCAUUAAAACAGUAUGAGAUAUCUCAAAUGGUUGAGCAAUAUCGACAAGCAGCCAUAAACUCUAUUCGAGCUGGCUUCGAUGGCGUGGAGAUCCACGGUGCCCACGGUUACCUCAUAGACCAGUUCCUCAAAGACGGCAUCAACGACCGCACAGAUGCUUAUGGGGGCCCCCCUGAAAAUCGCAUAAGGUUCGCAAUCGAAAUCACAGAGUCUGUCGCCUCUGCAAUUGGACCCCACCGAGUCGGCAUCCGAAUCUCUCCCGCCAUCGACCACCUCGAUGCCACCGACUCUGACACCCUCACUCUGGGACUGUGCCUAAUUCACCACCUUAACAAACUACAAAAUGACUUUGGAGAGAAGCUAGCUUACCUCCACAUAACCCAACGAUACACAGCUUAUGGCAAGAAGAAACUCCAAGAAGAAAGUGAAGAAGAGAGAGAAGGCAGGUUGAUGGCCAGUUUUAGAGAGGCCUAUGAGGGGACAGUAAUUAUGAGUGGUGGGUUCACUAGAGAGCUCGGAAUGGGUGCGGUGGCUCGAGGCGAAGCCGACCUAGUCUCGUAUGGGAGGCUCUUCAUAUCUAACCCGGACUUGGUCCAUAGGUUCAAGGUGAAUGGGCCCUUGACUAAGUAUAACAGACCCACAUUUUACACCCAUGACCCGGUUGUAGGGUACACAGAUUAUCCAUUUCUUGGUGAAGGGCAUGAUGGUUAUUUGGACAGAUCCAUGGAAAUGAAGGCAAGGUUAUGAGACGUGUUUUGUAUUGCAGUAUAUUAAGGAUUGUCCUUUGUGGUACACCGGACUUCAAGCUAAAAGAUUUUAUGCUCCCGCUGGAGUAUUUUGUACA